AUGGCGCCGAAUGGUGAACAAGCUAGUGCGCAGGCACUGGGCAAAGAUCUUGACUGCAAAUGGGCAGAUGGAGACUUGAGACUAGGGACAAAGGCAAUUUGGAAGCUUGUUAAGAAUUGCCUCGAAGAUGAAGCCUGUAAGGGCGCCAUAGCAGAAGGUAGGAGCACCCUUGAAGAGGUUCAGGAUAGCAUGUCAGAAACCGAGCGUAGUGAGAGGUUGGGCGUGCGCAAGAAAAAAUCCGUCCCUAAGAAGGAAAAAGCCCCCCCCCCCGGAGGAGCUGGCUUAUACCCUGUACGUGAGCUUGAAGCCUUAAAUUUAGAUAGCUCCGAUGACUCCGAGGAGUCAGGAGAUGAGGUUUUAGAUACUGAGGAAGAGGCCGAAUUAGAAGAAGAGGCUGCUAGAUAUGAGGAAGAAAGAUACCACCCGGAUGGUUACGGACAAAACAGCAAAAGGUCUCAGGGACGGCAGCGUCAACCAGUCCUCUCGCAGGCUGUCCCUUCGGCGCCUCCUGCCUAUAAGAUGCAUCCGAACUCGUACUCUUUUCUCCCAGAUAGGGUAAAAAGAAAGUUGUGCCUCGCUUACCCUGUGUUUGAAGGCACUGAAGGAGGACGGGUUCAUGCACCCAUGGAAUAUAAUCAGAUAAAAGAGCUGGCAGAAUCAGUUAGAAAAUAUGGGGUUACAGCUAACUUUACUCUUGCACAACUAGAUAGACUGGCCAUGACAGCUAUGACGCCAGCCGACUGGCAGACGGUCGCGAAGGCGGCACUUGUCAGCAUGGGCCAAUACUUGGAAUGGAAAGCACUCUGGCAUGAGGCCGCCCAAGAGCAGGCCAGAUCUAAUGUGAUAGCCUUGACUCCUGAACAGCAACAAUGGACAUUUGACCUACUAACAGGCCAGGGUCAUUUUGCAGCUGAUCAAACAAACUACCAUUGGGGCGCCUAUCAACAAAUCACCAGUUCGGCCAUUAGGGCCUGGAAGGCGCUCUCCAAGAAAGGAGGGAUUGAUAAACAGCUCACUAAAAUUAUUCAAGGGACCCAAGAGCCAUUUUCUGAUUUUGUGGCCAGAAUGACCGAGGCUGCCGGUCGUAUUUUUGGUGAUUCAGAACAAGCCAUGCCUCUAAUUGAACAGCUAAUUUUUGAACAGGCCACCCAAGAAUGUCAUGCAGCUAUAGCCCCGAGGAAGAAUAAGGGAUUACAAGAUUGGCUUAGGGUCUGUAGAGAACUUGGAGGACCCCUCACUAAUGCAGGGUUAGCUGCUGCCAUCCUACAGUCUCAGAAGCGCCCCUUUAAGGGGCCUGACAUAAGAACUUGCUUUAGAUGUGGAAAAGCAGGACACCUAAGAAAAGACUGUAAAAUGUCAGAAAGAAAGAGAGAUCCACCGACUCUUUGCACUCCUUGUGGCAAAGGCUAUCAUAAGGCCACCCAGUGCCGCUCGGUGAGAGAUAUAAAGGGCAGGAUUCUCCCUCCCAUGGAAACACCAACAAGCAAGAUUCCAAAAAAUGGUGCAAUGGGCCCUCGGUCCCGGGGCCCACUAAAAUAUGGGAACAGAUCCGCCAGGGUGAUGGAUGAGGCCCCCCCGGAGAUGGAACAAGAAUGGACCUGUGUGCCGCCUCCGACUUCUUAUUAA
Messenger RNA from Phodopus roborovskii (desert hamster), 1626 nucleotides. RefSeq names its product igE-binding protein-like. The record is from RefSeq and is a predicted model, not a curated record. Gene Ontology annotation, biological process: viral process. The transcript is spliced from 3 exons. NCBI's taxonomy places the organism in Eukaryota, Metazoa, Chordata, Mammalia, Rodentia, Cricetidae. The coding region runs from base 1 to 1626 and encodes 541 amino acids. Gene Ontology annotation, molecular function: nucleic acid binding; zinc ion binding.